Molecule: messenger RNA, 1406 nt
Organism: Labrus mixtus (cuckoo wrasse)
Lineage: Eukaryota; Metazoa; Chordata; Actinopteri; Labriformes; Labridae
Exons: 1
Coding region: 1-903 (300 amino acids)
Source: RefSeq, a predicted model, not a curated record
AUGGUUCUUAUGAUGGUUCUUAUUAUGGUUCUAAUGAUGGUUCUUAUGAUGGUUCUAAUGAUGGUUCUAAUGAUGGUUCCUAUGAUGGUUCCUAUGAUGGUUCUUAUGAUGGUUCUAAUGAUGGUUCUUAUGAUGGUUCUUGUGUUUCCUGAUGGUUCCUAUGAUGGUUGUUAUGAUGGUUCCUGUGAUGGUUCUAGUGAUGGUUCUAGUGAUGGUUCUUGUGAUGGUUCUAGUGAUGGUUAUUGUGAUGGUUCUUGUGAUGGUUCCUGUGAUGGUUCUUGUGAUGGUUCUAGUGAUGGUUCUAGUGAUGGUUCUUGUGAUGGUUCCUAUGAUGGUUCUUAUGAUGGUUCUUAUUAUGGUUCUAAUGGUGGUUCUUAUAAUGGUUCUAAUGAUGGUUCUUAUGAUGGUUCUAAUGAUGGUUCCUGUGAUGGUUCUUGUGAUGGUUCUUGUGAUGGUUCCUGUGAUGGUUCCAGUGACGGUUCCUGUGACGGUUCUAGUGACGGUUCUAGUGACGGUUCUUGUGACGGUUCUAAUGACGGUUCUUAUAAUGGUUCUAGUGAUGGUUCUUGUGAUGGUUCUAGUGAUGGUUCUUGUGAUGGUUCUUGUGAUGGUUCUACUGAUGGUUCUUGUGAUGGUUUUUGUGAUGGUUCUAGUGAUGGUUCUUGUGAUGGUUCUUGUGAUGGUUCUAGUGAUGGUUCUUAUGAUGGUUCUAGUGAUGGUUCUUGUGAUGGUUCUAGUGAUGGUUCUAGUGAUGGUUCUUGUGAUGGUUCUAGUGAUGGUUCUUGUGAUGGUUCUUGUGAUGGUUCUACUGAUGGUUCUUGUGAUGGUUCUUGUGAUGGUUCUUGUGAUGGUUUUUGUGAUGGUUCUUAUGAUGGUUCUAAUGAUGGUUCUUGUGUUUCCUGAUGGUUCUUAUAAUGGUUCUAAUGAUGGUUCUAGUGAUUGUUCUUGUGAUGGUUAUUGUGAUGGUUCUUGUGAUGGUUCUUAUGAUGGUUCUAAUGAUGGUUCUUAUGAUGGUUCUUGUGUUUCCUGGGUUCUUAUGAUGGUUCUUAUGAUGGUUCUUGUGUUUCCUGGGUUCUUAUGAUGGUUCUUAUGAUGGUUCUAAUGAUGGUUCUUGUGAUGGUUCUUGUGAUGGUUCUUAUAAUGGUUCUAAUGAUGGUUCUUGUGUUUCCUGGGUUCUUGUGAUGUUCUUGUGAUGGUUCUUGUGAUGGUUCUUAUGAUGGUUCUUAUGAUGGUUCUUGUGAUGGUUCUUGUGAUGGUUCUUAUGAUGGUUCUUAUGAUGGUUCUUAUGAUGGUUCUUGUGAUGGUUCUUAUGAUGGUUCUUGUGAUGGUUCUUAUGAUGGUUCUUAUGAUGGUUCUUGUGAUGGUCAGGUUAUAUAUGUCUGUUGGGUAUCGUGCACUAUGGGUUC